This is a messenger RNA of Staurois parvus, 274 nucleotides long. Lineage: Eukaryota; Metazoa; Chordata; Amphibia; Anura; Ranidae. The record is from the annotation of a GenBank genome assembly.
CCCCUGUCCUCUGCCUUGCCAGCGGUGACCCCUGUCCUCUGCCCUGCCAGCAGUGACCCCUGUCCUUUACCCUGCCAGCGGUGUCCCCUGUCCUCUGCCCUGCCAGCAGUAAACCCUGUCCUCUGCCCUGCCAGCAGUGACCCCUGUCCUUUACCCUGUCAACGCAGUAAACCCUGUCCUCUGCCCUGCCAGCAGUGACCCCUGUCCUCUGCCCUGCCAGCAGUGACCCCUGUCCUCUGCCCUGCCAGCAGUGACCCCUGUCCUUUACCCUGCC